Molecule: messenger RNA, 1911 nt
Organism: Sphenostylis stenocarpa
Lineage: Eukaryota; Viridiplantae; Streptophyta; Magnoliopsida; Fabales; Fabaceae
Source: the annotation of a GenBank genome assembly
AUGGCGAUAGAUGGCAUGGCUGGCUAUAUCCUUGCGGGGUCUCAGGCCUACACGUUCUACGUUGGUGAAAAAGAUGGAUGGGUUUUGUACCCUUCUGAGAAUUACAAUCACUGGGCUGAAAGGAUGAGGUUCCAAGUCAGCGACACUCUUGUUUUUAAGUACAAGAAGGGAUCGGACACGGUUUUGGUGGUGAACAAGGAGGAUUAUGAGAGAUGUAACAAGAAUAACCCGAUCAAGAAGUUUGAGGAUGGUGACUCGGAGUUUCAGUUUGACCGGUCGGGUCCUUUUUACUUCAUCAGUGGAAAAGAUGGUAACUGUGAGAAGGGUCAGAAACUGAUUAUUGUGGUUUUGGCUGUGAGAGAGCCUCCACCAUAUUCUCCAACACCUCCAAACGCUCCCUAUGUUCCAACUCCUCCAAAGGUUCCUUACCAUCCCCCUUAUGUUCCAAUUCCUCCUCAAAUUCCCCCUCCUCCAAAAACUCCUUAUCCACCUCAUGUUCCAACCCCACCUCAAACACCUUCCCCUGUUUAUAGUCCUCCCAGUGUUCCAACCCCUCCAAAAGUGCCUUCACCUAUUCAUUAUCCACCUUAUGUUCCAAGACCUCCAAAAUCUCCAUCCCCUACUUAUAGUCCUCCCAUUGUUCCUCCUACUCCUCCAAAAGCACCUUCACCUACUUAUCAUCCACCCCAUGUUCCAACACCUCCACAAACUCCUUCUCCAGUUUAUACUCCUCCCAAUGUUCCACCAAAUGUUCCACUUCCUCCAAAAGCUCCUUCCCCAGGUAACCAUCCACAUCCACCCUAUGUUCCAACACCUCCCAAAGCACCUUCUCCUACUUAUAGUCCUCCUAAUGUUCCUUAUCCUCCAAAAGCUCCUUCCCCUAAUAACCAUCCACCCUAUGUUCCUACACCUCCGAACACACCUUCUCCUACUUAUAGUCCUCCAAAUGUUCCCACUCCUCCAAAAACACCUUCCCCCACAUAUGGUCCUCCAAAUGCUCCUUCCCCUGGUAACCAUCCACCCUAUGUUCCUUCACCUCCAAAAACACCUUCUCCAACUUAUAGUCCUCCAAGUGUUCCCACCCCUCCAAAAACUCCUUCCCCUGCCCACCAACCUUAUGCCCCAAUUCCUCCAAACACUCCAUCUCCUGUCUCCCAACCUCCCUAUACUCCAACCCCUCCAAAAACCCCUUCCCCUACCCAUCAACCCCCCAUUGUUCCAGUAACUCCAUCACCAUUUUCUCAACCACCUUAUGUUCCACAACCACCGAAAACUCCUUCUCCUACAUCCCAACCUCCUUACAUCCCGUCACCUCCAAACACUCCCUCUCCAAUAUCCCAACCACAUUACAUUCCAACACCGCCAAAAACUCCUUCUCCUACUGGCCAACCUCCCUACAUUCCAACACCUCCAAACACUCCUUCCCCAACAUCUCAGCCCCCUUACAUUUCCACACCUCCAACAACCACUCCUUCCCCAACAUCUCAACCACCCUACCCUUAUGCCCCCACUCCAAAACCCAAUUCCCCUAUCCCCCUCCCUCCAUCAUCAUCCCCAACUUCCCAAUCACCACUCUCACCAACAUCACCCUAUCCAUCCACCAUCCCAACUCCAUCAUACCCACCGACACUUUCACUUGCACCCACUUACCCACCUUCCCCCUUAGCCCCGGCUAAUACUCCGCUUCCCUCCACUACAUCGCCACCAUCGCCUUCUCCGGCAACCGCCACUUCUCCUCGGGCGUCACUUUCGCCAGCAACAACUCUUUCGCCAUCGUCUUCCUCAGAAUCGUCUUCGAACGAAACGACGCCGGCCCGGCCGAGCGGCGCGUCGUCUGUAGCGGCGCCGCGUUUAGGAGCGUACUCACUAACCAUUCUCGUCGGUGCUGCUCUUAGUACCAUUCUUGGUUAG